Messenger RNA from Adelges cooleyi (spruce gall adelgid), 546 nucleotides. Its product is annotated as flexible cuticle protein 12-like. Lineage: Eukaryota; Metazoa; Arthropoda; Insecta; Hemiptera; Adelgidae. The transcript has 3 exons. Gene Ontology annotation, molecular function: structural constituent of chitin-based larval cuticle. Bases 84 to 476 code for a protein of 130 amino acids. Gene Ontology annotation, cellular component: chitin-based extracellular matrix. The record is from RefSeq and is a predicted model, not a curated record.
GUUUGUUUUAUAUAAAAAGAUAAUAAUUGUUUCAUUUGAAUGUCAGUCGACGACUGUUGGUUAGCACGGUAGCAUAUCGUAGAAUGAAAAAUUUAACUUGCAACAUGUUCGCCGUUUUAGCCGUUGCUGCUGUCCUAGUGAACUUCUGCCUGGCCGCGCCCUCGCCCGCCGAUAUCCAAAAUGACAAUUAUUAUGCUCCUUCUUCGAUUAAACCACCCGUGAAGUUCCUCCAAAACGAUCAUGUCAGCGACGAAGCGGGACAAUUCUCGUUGUUGUACCAGACCGCCGACGGUAUCAGACAAGCGAAACAAGGAGCUUUAGUAGCCAACGACGAGGGAAACGGCUACGUGUUGGAACAAAAGGGCACUUACUCGUUCUACACUCCGGACGGCGUUGAAGUGAAAAUGACCUACACUGCCGGCAAAGACGGUUUCAAAGUGCAAGGAUACCCGUUGCCAGUGCCUCAAGUGGCUUAAGUUUAGAUGGCAGCCUGCGAUCGUAGCACAUCCUUAUUUGUUAUGGAUUUUGUUUGUCGCAUUAAAAUAA